Molecule: messenger RNA, 1002 nt
Organism: Aspergillus puulaauensis
Lineage: Eukaryota; Fungi; Ascomycota; Eurotiomycetes; Eurotiales; Aspergillaceae
Product: alpha/beta hydrolase
Exons: 1
Coding region: 1-1002 (333 amino acids)
Molecular function (GO): arylformamidase activity
Source: RefSeq, a predicted model, not a curated record
AUGACAGAAUCCACCUGGACCUCGACCCCAUGGGCUAUAGUCGGGAAUGGGAAUGGAGUUUUACACAAACGGCGUGUGCCGUACGUGUCCGACUCAACAUAUCUUCAAACACUAGACCUUUGGAUCCCGAGUCAAGGUAUUGAGGAUAUUGGAACCGCAGCAGAUUCCUCCGCCGCAAUACCAUGUCGAAAGGGUCCUUGGAUUGUCUAUAUCCACGGUGGCGCCUGGCGCGACCCGCUCGUGGAUUCGUCUUCGUUCGAACCAACAGCACUCAGACUGCUCGAAAGAACAUGCCUGGAAGAACGUCCAGCUAUUGCUGGAAUUGCGUCUCUAAACUACCGCCUUUCCCAACACCCUCGACACCCGACGCAUCCAUCGCCUCCCCGCGACCCUGAAGCUCCAGUCGAUCCUUCUCGCACCGCUAAACAUCCAGAUCAUAUCUGCGACGUUCUGGCAGGGCUAUCAUACCUUCAGAAGAUUGGAGCCCUCGGGAUGGGAUAUAUCCUUGCGGGGCACAGUUGCGGUGCGAUGUUGGCAUUUCAGGCCGUUAUGGAUCACAAACGCUGGGGCUUUGGCGGCUCUAUACCGCUGAAAAGGCCGCAAGUAAUCGUUGGUCUAAACGGUCUCUAUGACCUGCCCAGGUUUCUUUCGCGGCCCGAUGAAUCUCAUGGCGACAUUGCUCCCAUCUACGAUGCCUUUACGAGGGGCGCCUUUGGGCAGGACAAGGAGGUUUGGGCUUCCGCAUGUCCCACUGCCGUGGACGACUGGUCAACGGAAUGGCCGGAAGGACGGAAGGUAGUACUCGCACAGAGCCAUACUGAUGAGCUGGUUCCAUAUUCUCAGACGGCGCAUAUGAAACUCCACCUCACUUCGCGAGCAACAACCUGGUUGAGAGUUGAGGAGGUAGCGGCUACCGGGAGACACAACGAAAUGUGGCAAAUCCCUGAAGAACUAGUACGGAUUUUGCUGGAAGUGGUGGAAUCCUUUGAAGAAUUAGAAUAG